UUUUGAGGUUAUAAUAGUCGUUUAAAAAGUUUUAACGGUUUAUUUUAUAAUUCCAGUUUAUUUAAUUUACUUGUGUAUUUCUUUUUUCGGUUUGAAAUUAAGGCGAUGGAUAAAAAACUAUUUAAAAAGGCGGCGGUUGUAAUUGAACGUCUACCAGAAGAAUUAAAAGAUAAAAAUAACAAACAAACAAAGCCGUUAGAAGAGAAGGAAACAAGUAACUCAGAGAAAGAGAAUGGCCCUCAGUUAGUAGUAAAUAUACCUAAUCUCACUCCUAAAGAUGUGAAAAAGAUGAAGGUUAUUUCGAAAAUGAAACUGGAAACGCUCAAAAAUAAGUUUACCAACUACGAACCUCAUACGCCAAAAGCUAGUAUAGAACUGAGUUUAGAGCUGAAAAAAGUGAUAAACGAAAGGAAUAUGUUAACUUCGAAAACCAGAAAGCGAGUUUUCGAGGCCCUGGACGAGAUGAAGUCUAGAAGUGAAGAAGAAACCAGAUCGUUUAAAAGGGAAAAGGCUUUAUUAGAAAUAGUAAACAGUGAAAUAAAAUAUGUCAAACAAUUAGAAACUAUCAUAAAUUUCUUUAUGGUACCUGCAGAAGAACGGAAGCUUCUGAAACCUGAUGAUUUUGAGGUUCUUUUUGGAAACAUAAAAACUAUUUAUAAUAUAAAUAAAGAACUACUUGACGAAUUAGAUAAAGGGUUCUAUAAUGUGGCAAAUGCAUUUUUUAAGAUUGCCCCAUUUUUGAAGCUAUAUUCUGUUUAUGCAUAUGAAUUUAGGAAUAUUAUAAGAAUACUACAAAAUGCUAGAGCUGCUAAUCCCCUAUUUGCCAAGUUCGUGCAGAAUCAAGAAUCGAGACCUGAAGUACAAAAUAAACUAUCAGCUUUACUAAUUACACCAAUUCAGAGGGUUCCUCGAUAUAAGUUACUUUUAACACACUUAUAUGAACUGACAUCACCUCAAGAACAAGAUUAUGAACCUCUAAGGGAAUGUCUUUCAAAAAUUGAAGAUGCUGCAUUGCACAUAAAUAAAGUUGUUGAAGAACAGGAAAAUACUCAGAGAUUGUUGGAAUUACAGAGAUGUUUAAGAAGUGGCGAACCAAACAUUAUAAUGCCUGGUAGAAAACUUAAAAAAGAAGGUAUUCUAAAUAAAAUGUCUACACGAAAUUCGCCAAGCGAAAAGUUAUAUGUCGUACUUAUGAACGAUAUAAUAAUGUUCAAUAAAAUGAAGAAACCUGCCCCUGAAAUAAAUUCUUUAAAAGUUUCAUUCAUAUUUCCUUUGAAUAAAUCAAAAGUUAUUGAAAUUUUAGACAAAGGUUGUUUAAAAAUAGUCUGUCAAGAUGAGGAUCUGAUCUUGUAUCAUGAUCAGUUAUGCGAGACACUAAAAUGGGUGGAAAGUAUUAAUUCUGCUAUAGAUAAUUAUCUAGAAGAUAGGAAAACUUUAAGGAAAGAAAGUUCAAACAGGAGACCUGUUAAAAGGAAAGACGUCAAUGAAUACAACGAAAUAGGUUUAAGUCCUGGACGUCCACUGAAAAAAAGAAAAUUUAUGGACCCCAGAAAUUCGACUUCCGAAAUUCUAAGAUUCAGUAGCGGAAUAUUGGCCAGAAAAUCUAUCCAUUCUGCUUGUAAUUCUACACCGAUAAAGCUGGAAAGCAACCCUGAAACCAGAGAUCUAACGUCAACAGGGUUUCCAUUGUUGGAAACAAGUAAUUUUUCAAAUGGAAGCAAUUUAAAAAUUGAACAAGAUACUGGAACUAAUGGUAUCAAACCUACUCUGGAGGAUAAACUUGCCCUAGAAAAUCGUACCGAUGUGUUCAUUUUUGGAAGAAAACACAACGAUCACAAUACGACAAAGUUUGGAAGUUUUGUUAGCGGUAUACGCUCCACUUUCAAAGGACUUUUCAGUUUUGGAUCGAACAAGUAGAUUUUUUGUAAGUCAGUGUUUUCGUUGAUUUAUUUGUAAUAAUUUUAGUUUUGACGCAUAUUUUUUCUAUACAUGUAGAAAUAAGUUAAUUAGUAUAUUAGAUUUUUUUAAACAGCAUUGUAGGUUUUUAUUAAGUUAUGUAAAGAUUAACUUUUUCUAAUUUGUCCUAUAAAAAUACAGCACCUAAUAU
Molecule: messenger RNA, 2107 nt
Organism: Sitophilus oryzae (rice weevil)
Lineage: Eukaryota; Metazoa; Arthropoda; Insecta; Coleoptera; Curculionidae
Gene: RhoGEF4
Product: putative protein tag-52
Exons: 8
Coding region: 106-1917 (603 amino acids)
Cellular component (GO): cytoplasm
Molecular function (GO): guanyl-nucleotide exchange factor activity
Source: RefSeq, a predicted model, not a curated record